AUGACUAAUAAAUUUGCUGAAGAAGCACCCACUCAUCCAGAUGACUCUGAAGAUGAAAAUCUCAAUGUGGAUGUAUUUCAAGAAGAAUAUAUUAUACAAGACAGCAAGGAUGAACAGGAUCCACAUGAAGACAUUGACAAUGAGCUUUUAUUGGAAAAAACCAUGAAUGAGGUUUACACGUACUGCCAAGAUUGCAACAUUGAUCAACACUCGACUGACCAUGACAAUCCCUCCCCAGAACAGGCUGCCACCAGGGAUGGCCAUUUGUGGAGCUUUGGGAGGCUAGGAGCUCCCCUGAAGCAAAUUGAUAUGCACACUUGGGCUGCAGCAUGCAAAGAAGCAGACACCAAUUUUCGAGACACCGUCCUUUCUCUGGCAAUAUCAGAUGCUGACUUCAUUGAGAAUUCUACAAGGUUGACACAUGAAAUCAAGGAUGUCGGGAUCAGACUUGCACCCCAUCAACAAGUCCAAAACCUCAGGUGGAUGGGCCCCAUACAAAGUCAGCUGAGGAAGUUGGUUUUUGACCAUAUAUCUGUGAUAGAUGGUGAAAUCCAAGUUGACCUUCAUCAAGCCAACUGUUGGUUGGAGCAAGAGCAAAUGGCCCUUGACUCCCUGGCAAAUAUCCUUGUCCUCUCCACUGGUGUUAGCUUCUGUGGGUGGCAGUUAUCGUCUGUUCGCUUUGAUUGUUCAGAAUUGAUGGACCGGAAUGUCUGGAUUGUGGACAACACCUUCAUUGCUACCCACCCCAAGGCAAAACAGUGCAACAGAGAAUUUGUGCCAACACCUGUUGCCUUUCCCAAGAAGUUGUUCUCAUACAUUGCGGUUUACCUCUACUUCAUCCGGCCAGUUGCAUGCAAUGUCUUAAAAGCCCUUAAUCGUGAUUUUUCUUAUCAUUCAAGCAUUCUCUGGGCCCAUUCCAUACCUUUGGAAGGGCAUGUUUUGAGAGCAUGGAGUGGACGUGACGUGGCAUUAUGCACAGGAAGGCUAAUGAAGAAGCUCACUGGCCUCAGAAUAACUCCUUUACUUGCCUGUCAAGUUUCUCAGGCCAUCUUCCAUGACAAAUUCCCCCAACUAUUUUCAGAUGUCCCAACUGUGCUCAAUGAACUAUACCUAUAUGGAAAUCGCUGCAGAUUCCCCAGCUGGCUGGACCUCCUAACUGAGGCUGCUGUUAAGCUCCUUACUGUUAGUCAGAUAUGGCAGGCAAUGUUAGAGGUUGAACCUGUUUCUUCAAUAUGGAUGCCACUGGUGGAAGGUUGCUGCAUCCUUCCAUCAGAGAGGAAGGAGAAUUGGGAGGCAGCAUUCCUGACUGCCAACAGUUACUCUGAUUUUUCAUAA
Messenger RNA from Laccaria bicolor S238N-H82, 1335 nucleotides. RefSeq lists its product as uncharacterized. The record is from RefSeq and is a predicted model, not a curated record. NCBI's taxonomy places the organism in Eukaryota, Fungi, Basidiomycota, Agaricomycetes, Agaricales, Hydnangiaceae. The coding region runs from base 1 to 1335 and encodes 444 amino acids. The transcript has 4 exons.